UGCCGAGGAAUAAGUAUUUAAAGGGAUAAUGAGCAGUGAGAAACCUACGGACAAAAUGUUGGAAGACGAAGAGAACUCGGUGACUAUGCUUGAUGUUCUCCAAGAGGAAAACGAUCUCGAGGAGGAUGUCAACGCUGUUCUCGGGGCCUCCGAUGAUCAGAAUUGCACCUACAAUAAAGGAUAUAUUCGGCAAGCUUUAUAUGCCUGCAAGACGUGCUGCAGUAAAGGAACGAGGGCUGCCAUUUGCUUCGCUUGUUCUCUUCACUGUCACGAAGGGCACGAUCUCGUCGAACUUUAUACUAAGAGACAAGUUAGAUGCGAUUGUGGAAAUACAAAAUUUGGAGACAAAGCGUGCGGUCUUGAAUCCUCAAAAUUACCUGUAAAUACCGACAACAAGUACAAUCAGAACUUUGACGGUGUUUAUUGCAUUUGCGCAAGACCUUACCCAGAUCCAGAUGAGACCGAAAGUGACGAAAUGAUUCAGUGUGUAAUAUGCGAAGACUGGUAUCAUUCAAAGCAUUUAGGUAACGGAGAAAAUCUUCCUAAUGACAAUGAUUACAGUGAAAUGAUCUGUGCUGGAUGUAUGAAAUCUCAUGAAUUUUUGUGGCGAUAUGCAAUUAAGUACUCUGUGUCUAAAAGUAAGAAAUGCCAAACCAAUAAAGAAGAGAAAUUAGAUGUCGUAGAAAACAAAAAUGGUUGCAUUUUGCCAGAGAGUGAUUUUCCUAAAAAAGAAGGAAGUUGCUUUUGGAUCGAAGGUUGGAGAUCAUCGUUAUGUACUUGUGAUAAAUGCAAACAUGUUUACGAAGAAAAUGCAGUAGACUUCUUGCUCGAUCCCUUAGAUAGUGUUCAAGUAUACGAAGAGGCUGGUAAAGUAGGUAAAAAAGAAACUCAGUACGAAAAAGGAAUGAAAGCACUUGCUUCCCUUGGUCACGUUCAGCAAUUAAACGCCAUCGAGGAGUACAAUAAUAUGAAGGAAAAUCUAAAACAAUAUCUUCAAAAAUUUGUCGAGAAUAAAAAAGUUGUACGAGAGGAGGACAUUAAGGAGUUUUUCUCCGAAAUGAAGUCACAAAAGCGUCCGAAGGUCGUUGUUCCGACUUUCUGCCGUUAAAAAGAUUCGCGUGCCAGGCGCGAAUAAUAGAUUAAACUUUGUAAAGGAAUUUAUUUAAAUUGAACGAAAUGUCAUUUGUAUACUGCAUUUUACAAAACUGUCAAUGUGACGGAGUAUUUUACUUUUUUUGUUUUUUUCAUCAUUUUUUUU
Molecule: messenger RNA, 1258 nt
Organism: Ceratosolen solmsi marchali
Lineage: Eukaryota; Metazoa; Arthropoda; Insecta; Hymenoptera; Agaonidae
Product: putative E3 ubiquitin-protein ligase UBR7
Exons: 6
Coding region: 29-1108 (359 amino acids)
Cellular component (GO): cytoplasm
Molecular function (GO): zinc ion binding; ubiquitin protein ligase activity
Source: RefSeq, a predicted model, not a curated record